ACUUCCGGGAUCCUGCGCGUGUAGGUGGCGUCACCUGGAGCAGAAGGGGCUGCACGAGUUGUACCCUACGUGGGUCUGGGGAGAGACCAUGGCCAAAAACAAACGGAGAGGGCCCAAGUCCAGGAACGUGUUUCACAUAGCCAGCCAAAAACACUUUAAGGUGAAAAGUAAAGCAAAACCAGUUACCACAAACCUUAAGAAGAUAAACAUUGCGAAUGACGACCAAGUUAAGAGAGUGAAUAAAGCUUUUCUAGAUAUCCAAAAGGAACUUGCACACUUCUCACAAGGCCUUUCCCUUGAACCUCUGCAGAAACAGCUGAUUCCUCAGCAGUGUCAGGAAGACGAAGCAGUUAAUGUUGACGAGGCUACAAGGCUCAUGGCUCAGCUGUAACACACUGGUGAGGCGUCAAGUUCCACGAAAGACCAAUAAAUUAAAUGUUUUAUACAACUUUA
This is a messenger RNA of Rhinolophus ferrumequinum (greater horseshoe bat), 453 nucleotides long. It is a transcript of the gene RBIS, whose product is annotated as ribosomal biogenesis factor. The record is from RefSeq and is a predicted model, not a curated record. Gene Ontology annotation, cellular component: nucleolus. Lineage: Eukaryota; Metazoa; Chordata; Mammalia; Chiroptera; Rhinolophidae. The transcript is spliced from 4 exons. The coding region runs from base 89 to 391 and encodes 100 amino acids. Gene Ontology annotation, biological process: ribosome biogenesis.